Molecule: messenger RNA, 1467 nt
Organism: Haliotis rubra (blacklip abalone)
Lineage: Eukaryota; Metazoa; Mollusca; Gastropoda; Lepetellida; Haliotidae
Product: EGF-like domain-containing protein 2
Exons: 10
Coding region: 1-1467 (488 amino acids)
Biological process (GO): heterophilic cell-cell adhesion; establishment or maintenance of epithelial cell apical/basal polarity
Cellular component (GO): plasma membrane; protein-containing complex
Source: RefSeq, a predicted model, not a curated record
AUGGGAAAGUUUUCUUUGGUAGGCCUGGAUUCUAACCCGUAUCUUAAAGCUGAUGCAACGUUUGACUGUCGUCGUCCUAACCAGGCCUGCAUGAACGGCGGCAGCUGCACCUUCAUCUCCGCCGACUGCGCCUGUGACCCAGCCUACAGUGGAUAUGACUGCGGUCUGACACUAGCUGACGUUGAUCAAAACAGCUGCACGCCAACAACGUGUCUGAACGGAGGCACCUGCUACGACGACGGUACCGGAGCCAAAUGCUACUGCGACAGCGAACACUACGGAAAUACGUGUGAAAAGAAUCGAUUCUCCCUGACCUGCGUAGCGGACCUGAUGAUCAUAGGGGUCAACCCAUACAGUGCUGCUGGUUACGAGGCUUUCGUGGAGGACAAACAGGGCGUGACUGGUUGUGACUCCCAGGCAGUGCCGGCUCCAGUAGACACGUUCGACAAGAUCCCUGACAGCUGGGAGGGGCAUUACAUCCAAGUGGAACAUGACAGUGCAGCAUGCGGCCCCAGUGUGCCGAUGAUUACCACAGGAAGAAAAGAAUUCGACCGUGUUGUGGUGGUCAAAUACAGCCCGAAUGUGCUGACCGAUAUAGACGACCGCUACCACGUUAAGUGUAUUCUAGAGGACAAUGUAGUAGUGGAAAGCAGAGUCGUCAAGAUCAACGUCACGGGCGUGGUGAGUCAGCACGUCGUGUCCAGAGAGGAUAUUGCCAAAGCGGUGGACUUCUAUCUGUUGGCUGGCGCCGGCGGUGGUAUCUACAACGGUGAUCCUCUUGACGUCGGGACUGAACUUCGAUUUGUGUUUGGCAUCCAAGGAGACACUGGAGCUGAUAGAAGCAAGGUAUUUAGUGUCUCCAACGACACGAAGGCACCGGAAGCUGAUAGAAGCGAUGAAGGUAGUGUCUUCAACGACACGCAGACGCUGAAGCCGAUAGAAGCAAGCUGUGUGCACGCUGACGGGUACCCUGUCAUCGCAGAGGCAGUCACCCCUGACCCAUCCAACAGCAGGGAGUUCAAUCUGAGGAUACGAGCUUUCCAUUUCGACGGAAAUGACGAAGUGAUCUUCUCCUUCCGGGUCAGAGUUUGUGUGGCGGCAGAUAACUCGGCCUGUGACCCGGCAACCUGCACAGCACCUGACGGUGGUUACGGGAGAAGGAAGAGAGAUGUCGGGAAUGAUGUGCAGCUCUACAAGGCAGUGAAGAUCCGCAGUGGGGGAGGAACUCAAUCUAAUGACAACGCCAUCCCCAAACCAAAUACCAUCCCUGGAGUUACAUCCACGGGCUGUGAGACAUCGUGGGAGAUGACAGCAACUCUCAUCGCCAUGGCGGUGGCCAUCUUCUUCCUCAUCGUCCUCGCUGUCACACUCAUCAUCAUCGUUGUCAUGUUUCGACAUCAUCGUCGCAAAAGGGAGGCCAAGAUCGAUGUGUACGUCGACCCUUUCAGCGUCGAGAAGCACCGGUGA